Molecule: messenger RNA, 2092 nt
Organism: Prunus dulcis (almond)
Lineage: Eukaryota; Viridiplantae; Streptophyta; Magnoliopsida; Rosales; Rosaceae
Exons: 3
Coding region: 1514-1864 (116 amino acids)
Source: RefSeq, a predicted model, not a curated record
AGAUAGAGUUCUUGGAAAAUACUAUGAGUGGGUGUAUAAGGGUUUUGGGUUUGGGUUAUGUUGAUUUAACUCAAGUAUAUCUUGUACUGUUAUUAUUCUCAUAGUGAAGUACUCUAUCCGGUGAUGUAGGCAGGAUUUUGCCGAACCUCGUUAAUCUCUUGUGCAUUAUCUUUAUUCCUUGUUUUUAUUAUUAUGUUCAACUGUGGUUUAUUUUGUGGUGUGGUUAUUUCUGAAUCUCACAGUGAAAAAGCACUACGAGUGGUAUCAGAGUUUUAUUUCGUGUGAGAUUCAGAUUUGUUCACCAUGAGCGGUGCAAACAACUUGCAAUUUUCAGUUCAGCAGUUUAACGGUAAAGGUAGCUUACUCUUUGGCAUAGGAGAGUAAAGGACCCCAUGGUUCAACAAGGUUUGGCACAUUUGAGGGGAUCAAAGAUGGAAAACCUGAAGGAAUGAAAGAUGAGACGUGGGAAGAGCUGGAGUCGCGGUGCAUUAGCACAAUACGACAUUAUACUAAGAGAGACAACAGGUUCAGAUCUAGUUCCAAAGGAAGGGGUAGGGUGUGCAGUGCUACGGAAGUAAAGAAUUCAGUCACAUCAAACGUUUUUGUCCUUUGAAUAAAAAUAAGAAAAAGGAUGAAGCUGGUUCGAGUGUUAAUUUUUGUGUAUAGCAAAAGAAGAUUUCGGAUUUGUCCUCACGAUAUCUGAAGGUAAAAACACUUCUCCUAGUGAUGCUUGGGUUUUAGAUUCUGGUUGUAUAAUGCAUGUUUGCUCCAGGAAAGAUUAUUUUGACACAUUCCAUGAAUGCAAGGAUGGUAACCUAUUUAUGGGUGAUGGAUAUCCUUGCAAAGUUGAGGGAUUUGGAACUGUCAAAAUAAUAAUGUAUGUUGGAGUGGUUCACACAAUAGGCGAUGUGGCAUAUGUACCAAAGAUGAGAAAGAAUCUAAUAUCUCUUGGAAGAUUGGACUCCUUGGGAUGCAAAUACUUUGUUGCAGGUGAAGCCAUGGAAAUCACGCGUGGUGGAUUGAUCCUAAUGAAAGGAAGGAAGUGUGGUGGUUUAUAUUGUUGGGAUGGUAGUGCCAUGAAGAUCUCGAUGGGUUGUUGCUGGAAACGGGAAGCGGUGACAAGUUUUCAAGGUAGAGACAAUGGUGAGCGGAUAAAGCCUGUUGGUGGAGACGAGGGUGCAUCGGGACCCUCCUUUGAAGCUAACUAGUGGAGUUAGCUUGGUGCCGCUACACAUGUUUAUUAGUUGUGUAACAUGAAUCGGGAUAGGACCAAAUUUGUUGAUUCAUGUGAUGUGUAGUUGGUGUGUUUUCUGAAGGCUAAUGGUUUAAUUAUUCUUGGUGAUGUUGCGAGUUUUGCAUAGUAUUUUCACCGAGGUGGAGAUUGCUGAAUUUGGUGAAAGUAUUAUGGUAAUUGGAUUGGACCCACAAGUUAAAAGUGUGAGAUAAGCUACAAGGUAAAGAUGAUGCAGCAAUCUUUGACUUAUGGUGGAGCUAAUAGGCGGUGAAGAAAGUAAUGGUUUCAUGCAAUGAAGGAAGCUUGUUGCUGACUCUUCUCCCUAGCUUGGUGCCCACUCAAGGCUUCUGUAUAAAUAGAAGUGUAGCUUGUUUUGUUUUGGGUGUGUAUUCCGUGAGCAAGUUCGAGAGCACAUGGAGGGUGAAAAACAUAGAGAAAUCUUUGUGGGUAAGAGAUAGAGUUCUUGGGAAAUACUGUGAGUGGGCGUACAAGGGUUUCAGGUUCGAUUAUGGCUUGAGGAGAUUCUGUGGGAGAAGAAACAUGGCAUGGAUGAUACCGCUGCAAAGGGGUUUUGAGCUUUCACAAUUCAGAUCAAUUACAUACUUCGCAGGCAGUGAAGGAGAUACAUGAGAUAGUGUCUAUAUGUAAAGCUCUUUUCACAUUACGUUUUCUCAAACAGCUCCAUUUACUUUAUUUUAUUUAUUUAUUCGUUUUUCACCUGCAGGUCGAAUGUUCAUACCGGGUCUUUUCAAGCUCGUGUAAUGUGACGAAACUGUUUUCGUUUUCAGUUACAAUAGUUUGUUGAUUUUUGCACCUAUACGAAUCAAUGGUGUCUAUGUUGAAUACUCUGAAUUUACA